Messenger RNA from Trematomus bernacchii (emerald rockcod), 2011 nucleotides. RefSeq names its product histidine ammonia-lyase-like. Gene Ontology annotation, molecular function: histidine ammonia-lyase activity. Gene Ontology annotation, biological process: L-histidine catabolic process. Gene Ontology annotation, cellular component: cytoplasm. Lineage: Eukaryota; Metazoa; Chordata; Actinopteri; Perciformes; Nototheniidae. The record is from RefSeq and is a predicted model, not a curated record.
UUGACCUUAAACAGAUCAGUGUGUUCACCUUCUAGCUGUUGAGUGUUUUGCAUUAUUUCUCUGCACGAUGCGCUGCGUGUCUCUUUGUGUUCGGGGCGAGUGGUUCAGGGUGCCCUGUGGCGGCCCCUCUGCCUCCGUCAGGUCUCUGGGGUCUGAAGCCCUGCAGCGCUACCAGAGGGCCAAGAAUCUGGAGGAAGGAGACAUGGAGGACGGAGACAUGGAGUUCAGCCUGCGGAGGUUUCAGUGUGGAGAGCUGCUUCACCCUGAGGACAGAGCAGAGGACGUUCUGCAGGACAAUGAUUUUGUGCACCUGGUCUUUGCAGGGGAAGGUGCCAGACAUUACUCCUCUCCAAUGGAAAUGGCAAUGCAAAAGCCUUAUCAAGAGCCCAAAGAGUACAUUCAGCUGGAUGGAAACAGUCUGACCACAGCUGCUCUGGUCGACUUGGGGCAAGGCUUGUUCAAAAUAAAGUUAACGCCUGAGGCUGAGGAGAAAGCCAUUAAGUGCAGAGAGCUUAUUGAUGCUUUUAUAAGAGAAGGCAAAGUUGUCUAUGGAGUCAACACUGGGUUUGGAAAGUUUGCGCACACACUCAUACCAAAAGAGCAACUAGCGCAGCUGCAGGCGAACGUGAUUCGCUCUCACAGCGCUGGUGUAGGUGCCCCACUGAGUGCAGAGAGGACUCGCAUGCUUCUGGCUCUGAGGAUCAACGUCCUGGCGAAAGGCCACAGCGGCGUAUCAAUGGAAACCCUCAAUGCUAUGAUAAAGGCCUUCAACGCGUCCUGUCUGCCUGGGGUACCUGAGAAGGGCACGGUGGGAGCGAGUGGAGACCUCGCCCCACUGGCCCACCUCACCCUGGGCCUGAUGGGGGAGGGCAGGAUGUGGUCGCCACGCAGCGGCUGGGCCGAGGCCAAGGCUGUGUUGGAGGGCCAUGGACUCAAACCUGUCGUGCUGAAACCAAAGGAGGGGAUCGCUCUGAUCAACGGGACUCAGCUGAUCUCCUCUCUGGGAGCCGAGGCAGUGGAAAGAUCUCUCGCUGCGGCCAGACAAGCCGAUAUCAUCGCUGCUCUGAGUCUGGAGGCCCUUAAAGGCACCACCAGGGCCUUCCACAGCGCUCUGCACGCUGUCAGGCCUCACCCCGGACAGAUGGAGGUCGCUGAGAGGCUUCGAUCUCUCUUAGACUCUCAGGUCUUCCCUUCUCUCAUCUCAGAGAGUCAUAGAUCAUGCAGUCGUGUUCAGGAUCCCUACACCCUGCGCUGUAUCCCUCAGGUUCAUGGAGUGGUGAACGACACUAUCACUUUUGUCCAGAAGGUGAUUUCCACUGAGCUGAACAGCGCCACUGACAACCCACUGGUUUUUGCAGAAACCAGGGAGAUCAUAUCUGGAGGGAACUUCCAUGGAGAGUAUCCAGCCAAGGCCCUGGACUACCUGGCGAUCGGAGUGCACGAGCUGGCCUCUAUGAGCGAGCGCAGGACAGAGCGUCUGGUGAACCCGGCGCUCAGCGACCUGCCGGCCUUCCUGGUUCAGGACGGAGGUCUGAACUCUGGAUUCAUGAUCGCUCACUGCACCGCUGCUGCCUUAGUGUCAGAGAACAAGGUUCUGUGCCACCCGUCCUCCGUGGACUCCUUGUCCACCAGCGCAGCCACAGAGGACCACGUGUCCAUGGGAGGCUGGGCGGCUCGCAAAGCCCUGAGGGUCGUGGAGCAUGUGGAGCAAGUGCUGGCCAUCGAGCUGCUGGCCGCCUGCCAGGCUCUGGAGUUCCUCCGUCCUCUGAAGACCACCGCUCCUCUGGAGGGGGUCCACCAGCUGCUGCGCUCCGUGGUCAGUCCAUGGGACAGAGACCGAGUCAUGAGUCCUGACAUCGAGGCGGCUCACACUCUCAUCAGACAGCAGAAGCUCUGGAAGACAGUCCAGCCGUUCAUGGAGGAGUACAGGAAGAAGCUGACCACAUGAGGACAGAGAGGAAAGCUUUGUACAACUUGGGACUGUUUUAAGCAAUAAAAAAAGUGGAGAAAU